CAGUUUCGGACGCGUGUGGAGGAGGCCUGUUUGGUAUAAAUUCUCCAGGAAUUUACUUUCUGCAAGAAAGGAAAUACCUAGACAUUCUUGCGAGACAUCGAAGUUUCCGGUGAUGACGUCAUUGUAAGCCCUCGAGCAAUUCUUACCUUUAUUGUGCUUUUCACUGUUCUAUAUUUCUUGACAAAACUUUAAUUUUUACCGUGGUUUUUCUAUAACAGGAGUGGAUUAUAACAAAUAGUUGUGGACAUGAGCUUCCUUUUUGGGAGCAGGUCUACGAAAACCUUUAAACCGAAGAAAAACAUCCCCGAAGGGACACAUCAGUAUGACCUGAUGAAACAUGCGGCAGCCACUUUGGGAAGUGGAAACUUAAGACUGGCUGUUGUUCUACCUGAUGGGGAAGAUCUAAACGAAUGGGUUGCUGUAAAUACUGUAGAUUUCUUUAAUCAGAUAAAUAUGUUGUAUGGAACUAUCACAGAGUUUUGCACGGCAGAAUCGUGUCCUGUCAUGAGCGCCGGCCCGAAGUAUGAAUAUCAUUGGGCAGAUGGACAAACCAUAAAGCGACCAAUCAAAUGCAGUGCUCCAAAAUACAUAGACUAUCUCAUGUCAUGGGUGCAAGAUCAACUUGAUGACGAGACACUAUUCCCCUCGAAAAUUGGAGUUCCAUUUCCGAAAAAUUUCUUACAAAUUGCAAAAACAAUCCUGAAACGUUUAUUCAGGGUCUAUGCCCACAUCUACCAUCAACAUUUCCAACAUGUCGUCGAUUUAGGAGAGGAGGCUCACCUGAACACAUCAUUCAAACAUUUUAUUUACUUUGUUCAAGAAUUCAACCUAGUGGAGAAGCGUGAACUUACGCCUUUGCAAGAACUGAUAGAAAAACUCACAAACAAAGAUAGAGCAUAGAUUAAGGCUUUAUAUUUGGGGAAAAAACUCCUGGUUCUGAUUUGAAAAUUUGUACAGACAACUAGUUUCAUAAUUGUAAUUAUUGUAUUCCUCCAGAUGUCAGCCAUCUUUGUUCUAUUGAAAGUAAAGCAUUUUACAGUA
Dendronephthya gigantea is the source of this 1041-nucleotide messenger RNA. Its product is annotated as MOB kinase activator 1B. Bases 247 to 900 code for a protein of 217 amino acids. Gene Ontology annotation, biological process: positive regulation of protein phosphorylation; signal transduction. The transcript has 5 exons. NCBI's taxonomy places the organism in Eukaryota, Metazoa, Cnidaria, Anthozoa, Malacalcyonacea, Nephtheidae. Gene Ontology annotation, cellular component: cytoplasm; nucleus. The record is from RefSeq and is a predicted model, not a curated record. Gene Ontology annotation, molecular function: protein kinase activator activity.